This is a messenger RNA of Spodoptera litura, 2077 nucleotides long. Its product is annotated as coiled-coil domain-containing protein 43. The record is from RefSeq and is a predicted model, not a curated record. NCBI's taxonomy places the organism in Eukaryota, Metazoa, Arthropoda, Insecta, Lepidoptera, Noctuidae.
CAAAAAUGUCAAAAACAUUUUGAAAAUUGAAAUUUCAAAAACUCUAGCAAUAUGGCGACGGCGACGAGUGACUUUGAGCCAUGGCUAAGUGAAAAAUUAAAAUCGUUGAAAACUGACGAAGGAGUUUUCGGAUCAUACAUAUCAGGUAUUUUAGAAAGCGAAGACAGUGUGGAUGAAAAGAAAGAUGCUUUAGAAGGCAUACUAUCUGAGAUAGUGGAAAAAGACAUUUCAACGCACAUAGACGAGAUAAUCGAAAAGUGGGAGUCAUGUCGACCAAAGGAAGAAAUCCCCAAACCUGUGACAGACGUAGAUGUGAGACUAGCCCAGUUGUUAGAAUCUCAAGCUCCAUCCACAACGACACGACGAGAGUAUACAGAUGAAGAAAAAAAAAUUCGGGAAGCUAUAUUGUCACAAUAUAGCCAACUUUCUGACAAUGAGGAAGAUGUUGCAAACGAUGACGAAGCUGCUAGUCCUGACUUAGUAAAGAAUACAAAUGCAGCAGAUGUGCAUGCUGCAGCUCGUGAACGUCGUGAACAGGCUCGGCUUGAUGCCCAGAAAAAGAAAGAAAAAGAUAAGGAAGACAGAGAAAAACAAAAACAACUAAAGGAGGAGAAAAAAGAAAAGCGCAAGACACAAAAAGGUGAAAGGAAAAGGUAGCAAACCAAAUGUUGAAUACUUGGCCGAUUGUUCAAGAUUGCUUUGUGAAUAUGAUGUUAAAAUCUUGUUAAUAUUGCUCAAUAUUGCACAAAUGCAAACUGAACAUUCAUAUACCCAUGUGUCUUAGUAUGAUUAAUGUACUCUAAUACGAAGCAAUAACUUUUGUUUUGUUCAGUAUAAAGAGGAUGGUCAUAUGCAACUAUUUAAUUUCCAUGAUUAAAAAGCUAUACAUUUUUUAAUGUUGAUUACAUUUUUCACUUAAAAGUUUCUAUGUGGUGAUGAUGCAAAAUAAUUUAAAGAUUAUUUAAAUUAACAAUAAUGAACACUUAUAGUAUAAAUAAUUUUGAAUAACACAUGAAGUGCUGUGCAGGAACAUGGAUCCAUGUAAGGCAGUCAAGUGGUUAUUUAACUCGUCGAGUACCGGUUUUGUAGACACAAUUAUAGAACAAUAGGUUGCGGUCACCGGUGACCGCUUGGUGUUUGACAGUUUAAUAAUUUAAUACAAUGAAACCAUAAUGUUAACUAUUUCUAAAUAGUAAUUUUUAAUGCCGUCGAUUGGUAAAUAUUAUAUUAAUAUCUUGUCUGUUGGCCAUAGCCACCAAACUUACUUAAAAAUCGUGUUUCCUUGACGGUCAUAUUUUGUUUGUGGGCUAUAGUUGACAGUGGUGUUCAAAAGGUUAAAGUCGUAACUGGAAAUAUUUAAAUGGAAAUUAAUAUUUUGACAUUUGAUGUUCUUAAAAUCAAUUAUUAAUACGAAAAUAUGAUAUUAUAUUAAUAUCUUGUUUAAUUAUUUGUUCCUAAUUUAUAAAAACCUUUGAUUCAUUAAACAAGUUGCUGUGGCCUACUCAACAUGUGUAAUUAUUAAGUUUUGGUAUUAUUUUGAACUGGUAUUUAGAUUGUAUGAUAAUUCCAUAUUUCCAAGCUACCUAACACCAAUGUGUCUCUUAAAUUGUUAGGAUUUUUAGAAAAGUUGUUAAAUUUUAAUAAUGAAGUGUAAUAUAAUUUGGCAUUUUGUAGGUACUUUGAUAUGAGCUAAAACUAGGAAUAUAUCAUGUUAUUAAAUUAAAAUGUGUUUAAUAAUACAAUAAUAUUGUUUUCAUAGUAAUGAAAUUGAACUAUUUUAUAUCUUUGAGCCAGUGAUGCUAAAAGAUUGAAAACUAUCAGAACACAUUAUUGUGUUAAUUCAGGAGUUAAAAGUAUAGUUAUGUAACACUAAUAUGUAUAUCAGGAGCACAAAAUACAGGCAGUAUGCUUUUGUUACUCUUUUGCACUAAAAGCAUACUGUCAUGCAUUAGUAUUUAUUUGUUCUGGUUAUUCUGUAUGCAUUUCAAAUAUGCUUUUUAGUCAUUACUAUAAUAGUUGUUAUUUAUUAUGAUGCCGUACAUGUGUUAUAUUUCAAUAAAAUCACAUGUGCAAAUGA